This is a messenger RNA of Penicillium vulpinum, 1278 nucleotides long. Its product is annotated as folliculin domain-containing protein. The record is from RefSeq and is a predicted model, not a curated record. Gene Ontology annotation, biological process: positive regulation of TORC1 signaling; positive regulation of GTPase activity. The coding region runs from base 1 to 1278 and encodes 425 amino acids. Gene Ontology annotation, cellular component: cytosol. The transcript is spliced from 2 exons. NCBI's taxonomy places the organism in Eukaryota, Fungi, Ascomycota, Eurotiomycetes, Eurotiales, Aspergillaceae. Gene Ontology annotation, molecular function: GTPase activator activity.
AUGGAUUUCAUUCUCUCUUUGACGCACUUCUGCGAGGUGCAUGGUCCCACUUCUAUCAUUUGCUCACAGGUCCUACCAUUUUCAUGUCCGCAAUGUCACCCCGAAUCCGAUCACUCUCCCCAGGGUACCCCAGCUUCACAUGAAUCUCGCUUCGAUCAUGAGCGAUCUCACAAAUCUACCGAGUCUAAAUCGCCCAGAAUCGAAGAUCACCCGUAUUUCCUGAAAGGACAUCCGGCCUCCCCCGAUGACAAAUCUAGCCGAGGUAGUUCAAAUGGCGACACUUGCGCCAGUUGCAGCCUGUCUCUGCCAGAAAAUGUGAGCAAGCAGCUACCUCCAGGUGCUCCUGGAAGUCGCGACGCAAAAGGCAAUUCCACUAGUCCGGUACUCCGCUCGCGCGAGCUUGUCUACUCAUGUGGCAACAACCAUUCGGAGUUGGACGACGAAACCGACUAUCACACCCAUGCAUCUCCUCCCGAUUCACUUCACUCCGCCUCAGUUGCCUCCGAUGCUUCAUGUCACACACACAUUCACACCUAUCUCUCUCAGCGCGGCCCGCCGAACCCCGCGGACUAUGCGCUUCUCCGACGCUCCUCUAUUCGCACCCUGAGCUGCGAACUUUUGCCCCGCGGACUCUCAUCCGGUCCCAUCUGCUUCGGCGACGGAGUCGCCGGUUAUACAAUUGCCUACAUUUUCCGCCUUCCAGACCCCAUGGCCCGCGGCAAGCGACGCAGUUACGCACUGGUCGCUUUAGCGGGGCGAGAUGCCGGAAGAGCGUUCCGCGCAUGCCCCAUCAUUUGGCGUGCAUUCGGCCGCAUCGCAACCAGCAUUGUCCAUGCCGCUGAACGCUUCCAGGAAGACGAGAAGACCCGCGAUGAGCAGAACAAUCCCGGAAGACUGCCUGGUCGCCAAUACCCUCCCGUUUCAUCCUUCCUCACUGGCCGAGGUAUGGAUCCGGCGGGCCGCCGUGCGGCCGGCCAAAUUCGGGCCCGGAAUUUAGCCGAAAUCGUCGGCAAUGAAUACAUUUUCACUGAAUUACAUGCUCAUUUCGUCGCACUUCUACAGCAGCUGGGCGGAAUGUUUGGCGGAAUCCCUCUCAACGAGGAACGCUUCGUCUGCAGCACUGUGGGUGACGAAGAAAGCCCUAGUCCCUCUCAGCCAGUCCUCGUCUCCAAGGCAAGACAGACAAAGGAUGGUAAUGAAAUCGACUUGUCGAACCUUGAAAUUUCCGCAGGACCUAAGGCGAUCCCCAUUGCCCCUCGCCGGCCUGUCAUGGCCUGA